AUUCAAUCGGGUUGUGCAAAAUCUCCCCCGGCCCCGCUUUUCUACAUACCACAGGGAGAAUAUGGCCCACAUAGUCUGCUCAGAUCAGCCCCUCAUAUUAAUGUGUAACUUGACCGAGUCCAAACACCAGAUGAGACCCGCCUCCGUCCACUUUAACAUUGUGCUCUUCCUGCUUCCCAUAACAAAGUGCAGCGCUGUGAGAAACCCGUCAAGCUCAAGCUGAAGAGUCUCCCCUAUGCCUGGAGCAUGAGGAGUCUGUGGGGCCCAGCACAAGCUCUCCGGCUUCUUAGAGUGACAAACACACAGAGACUGGCAUGGCAGCCACAUCACAGGCAUCAAAAGGUGAUGGAAGGAGACAAGCCGUGUGCUCUGAUCUCAGACGCGUGGAGCGAGCAUGACUACCCGAAGGAGCUGAGUGACCUGCUGAAACAAAACUUCCACACCAUCAGCUACAGAGAGUUCCUCCAAAAUCCUGUUCUUCAUGCCCCUAAAAUCCAGGCUAUUCUCAUGUGGGCUCAAAGUCCUGCAGCUGAGCCCUCACUGCUUCGAUCCCUUCCCUCCCUGAAGGUGAUCGCCAAUGGAGGCGUGGGCAUCGACCACCUGGAUCUGCCAUUCAUCGCCAGUCUUGGGGUGAAGGUCACUAACACGCCGGGUGUGGUCAGCGAUGCCACUGCAGAUAUUGGAAUGGGUUUGCUUCUGGCAUCAGCACGGAAGAUUGUCCAGGGUCACCAAGUAGCUGUGGGCCAUAAAACCAAUAAUUUACCAGCCAGCCUUAUGGGAUUUGAAGUCACAGGAUCCACUCUGGGAAUCAUAGGAAUGGGACACAUUGGCUACAAAAUAGCUCAAAGAGGCAAAGGCUUUGAGAUGAAGAUCCUUUAUCACAACAGGAACAGAAGAAGUGCUGAAGAUGAGAGGGCGGUGGGGGCGACUUACUGUGAGAACAUGGACGACCUGCUGAGGAGGUCGGACUUUGUCAUGUUGGCUGUGAACCUGACCCCUGAAACCACAGGUCUCAUCGGCCAAAGAGAGCUGUCUCUUAUGAAGCCCACAGCAACUCUGGUCAACGUUAGCAGAGGUCUGGUUGUGGACCAGGAUGCCCUGGUCAAAGCUCUGCAGUCUGGGACGAUUCAUGCAGCAGCCUUAGACGUGACUCACCCUGAACCUUUACCAAGGGAUCAUCCUCUCCUCGGCCUGCCGAAUGUGCUGAUAACCCCUCAUGUUGGCACCGAUACCUACCAAACAACAAGGAGGAUGGUGGAGGUGAUGGUCGAAAAUGCCCGGGCUGCAGUGAAUGGCCUGCCGAUCCCAAAUGAAGUGAAACCUCAAUGACAAAACUAUUGAGUACUGAGAGACUUUUGGUGGUUCAGAAAGCUGAAAUACUUUUACUGUCCAAUACUGCUACUAAUGUCCUGCCCUCUGAACAAGAUUAAUUAAGUAAAUUGAGCUAAGUUAAUUAAGCAAAAUGAAUUCAUUAAUUUGCAAUUAUUUGCAUGUCAAUAUAUGUGUUUCUAGCAAUGGUUCAUUGUCACCACUAGGAGGCUCCACUGUCUUAUCUCUGAAAAAAGUCAGUCAGUGGCUUAACAGUUUCUAGAUGUUUGGCCCUAGUGGGGAUCCGACAGUGGCAUGAUUUUGUAGCCAGUCAGCUUUGUUUUGGUGGUAUCUUAUAAUUAAUCUUUGAAGAGUUAAAGAAAAAAAAACUGCAGUCCUUUUUGUACUUGAUGUGUCACUGAAGACGUUUUUACUUGAGUAAAUGACAGAUUAGUAGCUCUGAUGUGCUUUGCUGUGGCUUAUUUGUAUCUUGUUGUAAUGCUGUUGAUAAUCAUGAUCACUAGCAGUAGUCAUAUUUCACACGUUCUCCAUACUUACCGUGUGUUACAUGUGGGAAAAUACUUGAAUUGUCUUUGUAUUCUCAGUUCAUCAGGCCAUGUGUCAAUAUCUGUUUUUCUGAGCUAAAAUUUGUGAUAAAAGCUAAAACUAACAAUUCUAUCUUUUACAAGCUCCAUAAUAUUGAGAGUAGUAGUUGUAUUGGCUAUCAGUGCUCUGAGCUGAGUCAAAGCUAUGUGACAGUGCACUUUUUGCUCAAUUAUGUGAUCAAAACAAUAUUCAGAAACAACUAGAUUUUUAAUGCUUUGCAGGCCGGUGCACAUAUUUUAUUAUGAAUAUUAUUAUUGGUAGUUACAUUAUUAUGACAUUCAUUAAGGACAGAUUAAGCAUAAAGCAACAGUUUCAAUUGUAGAGUAACUUACAUUAACUACUAAAUUAUAUCAAAUUAAGUGUAUAAUCAAAAUUUUUUCCUGAAUAUUGCUAAAAGAAUCAAACUUCAAAAUGACACAGUAGAAAAGAAAGAAGCAGCAGCAGAAAAGUCAACAGUUUAUGUAAAAAAAAAAAAAAAGACAUUAAAGCUUUACCAUGUAGAAAACGUCUUUGUCAUGAAAUGAGACUGCUAAAAGAAUUGCAUAUUGCUUUCUUUAAAGCACAGCAUCUAGCAUCUAGAGGCAGUUUACUUCAGGGUAAAUUGCGUCAUCAGCAAUGCCACAGAGAUUGCUGUUCCUGGCAAGUCGAAGGUAUCCUGCUUCUCCCCAUCCAGUUCCCCAGCUAGAAGCAGAAAAGACUCACAGUCAAGAUUUACAUGCAUGAAUUGUUGGUUCAGUCUGGUCAGAAAAUCUAUACGUUCCUGAGAUUCUGAUCAUGAUAUUGGGAUUUAGUGCACAAGAUGUUGGGAUUUGGAUUCAAUUUCCAUUUUAAAGCCAGGAGGUGCCAAGAUCAGUUUGACCCUGAUGGCAAAAAUGUCUUUAGAUCAAAAGUUUUGAGAAACAGCAUCUGUUAUUCGAGUUGAAUUUAUUGAGUGGAUGUGAAACAGAGGGCUGCUGUCAGCAGUGUGUGACAGUGUGCAAAGUUCAUGGCCACUGAAAUCACUGAGAUUUUGGACUGGACUGGGAUCUGAGUGACUUCAGACUGUAGCUUUGAAGCCUGGACUGGUAGUUUUUUUUUUUCUCCCACACAUCACAUGUUAACUAUUUUAUGGUCAGUUGACAUGGUGAUAUGAAAUCCAUGUUUUGUUUUCCCAUAAGGGCUCUGUUAUUCAGUCCACAAACAAUGAACUAACAGUGACUUUAAGACAUUUUUGAUGUAAAGAGAGUAAUCCACCUGUUUUUCACAAGCCAGAAGUCCUCUCCUUGGUCUGUACCAUAGCCCACAAUCAGUAUAGCAUGAUUUAGUAUGUAAUUAUCGCAUUCCGGGUCAUUGUAUACACCUGAAAUAAAAAUACUGUUGUUAAUUUCCUACA
Messenger RNA from Myripristis murdjan (pinecone soldierfish), 3286 nucleotides. RefSeq names its product probable 2-ketogluconate reductase. The coding region runs from base 247 to 1329 and encodes 360 amino acids. Gene Ontology annotation, cellular component: cytosol. The record is from RefSeq and is a predicted model, not a curated record. The transcript is spliced from 7 exons. Gene Ontology annotation, molecular function: NAD binding; hydroxypyruvate reductase [NAD(P)H] activity; glyoxylate reductase (NADPH) activity. Lineage: Eukaryota; Metazoa; Chordata; Actinopteri; Holocentriformes; Holocentridae.